GUAUACGAUAUUGACAGAUAGUGCCGCAAACGCAACGUUGGCAGACGCACGCAGCCGGCCCGCCCGCCCGCCAGCCCACCACUCUAACCAAAUUAUUUUUAUAAUAAAAGACAAAAAUGGCGGAGGUAAAGAAGUACACGAUGGCGGAAGUGGCACAGAAUAAGGGCAAGAACGGACCACUGUGGAUAGUAUACAAGGACGGCGUGUACGACCUCACCAAGUAUACUGCGGAGCACCCCGGUGGAGUGGACUCUAUUGUGGACGAGGCGGGCACCGACGCCACUAAAGCCUUCGACGAGUCUGCGCACACGCCUGACGCUAAAGUUAUCAUGGCCAAGUACAAGAUCGGCGAACUUGUUGAGGAAGAGAAACGAUAUGACGCUAACGGGAAGAAGAAGAAAAAGGUGGUGCAGGCAGCUCCAGAGGGCAGCAGUAGGAGUUGUAUGAGUGUUAUCACUUGCGGCCUGGUGGGGUGAUGCGCUCAUGAACAAAACAACAUUGAAGGGUCUACAGAGAUAAAAUACUUAGUUAUAUAAAAAAGGAGUCUUCUAUUUUCGAGAUUACAGAUAUGCAUUUCAUAUAGAUAUUUUGGUGCUAAAUAAUAUUGUGAUUAAUUAUGUACCUACUUACUAUAAAUUAAUAAUAAACCUCUUCUCAUUGUUGAAAUCGUAAAUAGGUAUAAGUAGAAGAUAAGUCAUGAUUGCCUUUGUGUUAUUUAUAAACUUUUAUUUUUAUUUUUUUGUUUUAUUUCUCUAAUUUUCUCAUCAGUAGGUAACUACUCAACUAACAAUUGUUAUCGUAAAAAAGCCAGCAGCACGUUUCGAUUUCAGCUGUUGGUUGUGUA
This is a messenger RNA of Diatraea saccharalis (sugarcane borer), 844 nucleotides long. Lineage: Eukaryota; Metazoa; Arthropoda; Insecta; Lepidoptera; Crambidae. The record is from the annotation of a GenBank genome assembly.